Messenger RNA from Rotaria socialis, 1173 nucleotides. The record is from the annotation of a GenBank genome assembly. Lineage: Eukaryota; Metazoa; Rotifera; Eurotatoria; Philodinida; Philodinidae.
AUGGCCAUUAUAUAUUCUAUUGAGAAAAUAAAUGAACGUUUAAAUCAGUUACGGAUCGAAGAAGAAAACAACGAGACUGAAAGAAGUCAACUUCUGGAUCACUUGAAAAAGUUUAGUUCAAAUGAAGAUACACUCAAGGUUGUUGCUGCAUUAACAUCUUUACAUAAGAAUAUGGAAUUAAUCAAAGAAGAACGUUUGGAAAUUUUGAAACAUUUUCCAAGACACAUGGAAGAAGAUACUAUUUCUGCACGAAGUAAGAAAAUACGAAGAAAUCUACCACCAACAACUAUUGCAUCCAAAUGGAACUUAAAUAUCUUGAAUCCUUACUUAAUACAAUUUGAAGAAGUGUACACAUUUGAAGAAUUGCUGUUUCAAACACCACCAAAAAUAUCUGAUCGUGCACUACGUUUCAUCGAUGUUUGCUCUCUUAUAUCGCUACAAAAUCUUUUAAGGACUGAAUUUCCACCGGAUCAUCAAGCUUCAUGUUUUGCUAAACAUUUGUAUUUGACAAUGAAUCAACGUUUUUCCAAUAUGGAAUCUAGCAUUGAUGAUGCAGCUACUGUUCUAUUUGAUGCUUUAGGUUUCAAUGAUGCCCAGGUCGAACAUUCCGGCUACCGGAUCCCGUCUCGAAACAAAUUACAGUUUCAAAUGUCAAACAAAGUGGUUUAUGCAGAUGCUGAUCUUACUGUUUUCAAUUUGAGAACAGCGAUUCGUUUAGCAGUUGUGGAAAAUAAAAGAGUUGUGGGUUCCUCAAACGAAUGUGUAAAUGGUGAACCACAAUUAGUCGCUGAAGCAGUUGCUGCUGCUAUGUAUAACGAAAAGAUAAUUGCUAAAAAUCGACGUCGGACAGUGAGCGCACCAGCAGCAACAGGCGUCAACUUAUCUGAAAUCCCAUCAGCUGAUACAUCAGUUGUAUCAAACCAGGAUAGAAUCUUCAUGAUGCUUAUAUCUGGUCUGGAGAUUAGGUUUUAUGCACAUAAAUUUUCCAAUAUGAUUUUAAAUUGUAUUGCAAAUGAAAUCGAACCGAAUGAAACAACGCAAAUAGAAAAAUUCUCGGUUAUGGAAAAUGGUGUAAAACGUCAUGGACUAUCACUGGUAGAUGCAGAUGAUCGUGCUAUCAUUUUUCGCAUUAUGGACAGUAUCCAACAAACCAUUUCAACAGUUUUAUGUUGA